This is a messenger RNA of Tripterygium wilfordii, 531 nucleotides long. Its product is annotated as wound-induced protein 1-like. Lineage: Eukaryota; Viridiplantae; Streptophyta; Magnoliopsida; Celastrales; Celastraceae. Bases 31 to 501 code for a protein of 156 amino acids. The transcript has a single exon. The record is from RefSeq and is a predicted model, not a curated record.
AGAAAUUCUUAAUUGGCUUCCGCAAAAGACAUGGCUACAGAAUCAGAUUUGAAGCCAAAGCCGGAGAUGCAAGACAAGGCUAUUGUUGAUAAACUGUAUAAGGCAUUGUCAAAUGUUGACACACAAACCGUGACAAAAUUGGUGGCAACUGACCUGGACUACUGGUUCCAUGGACCUCCAAACUGCCAACACAUGAUGCGACUGCUCACCGGGGACUCGGGCCGGACCAAGUUCAGGUUCGAGCCCAGAAGCAUUGAAGUUGUUGGUGAGUAUGUGAUUACUGAGGGAUGGGAAGGGAAAAAUGUGUAUUGGGUUCAUGUUUGGAGCUUGAAAGAUGGAGUGAUUACACAGUUUAGAGACUACUUCAAUACAUGGUUGACAGUCAUGACUUGUAUUAACCCACAUAGUUGGGAGACUGGGCAUGAAAGCCAUAACCUUUGGCAGAGCCAACCCAGGGACCUUGCGCGCCGGUCCUUGCCUGGGCUUCUGCUGGCUAUCUAGAAGAACAAGAUAGUGUUGCUUAUUGUUUUA